CGCCGACAUGCGACGCGGGUAGCCCCCGCACUCUUCUUCGGAAGCAUCGGAGGACCUCCCCUCCUCCCGGCCUGGGCGUGCCAAGAGGACAGGGGUUAAAAUGAAUGAAGACCUGAAGGUCAAUUUAAGCGGGCUGCCUUGGGAUUCUCUAGAUGCUCCGGAGAACGCAUCUGCUGCUGGCUCCCCCCAGGCUCCCGCUGUGGAGUCAGAGCCCGAGCUCAUAGUCAACCCCUGGGACAUUGUCCUGUGCACCUCAGGAACCCUCAUGUCCUGUGAAAAUGCCAUCGUGGUCCUUAUCAUCUUCCACAACCCCAGCCUGCGAGCGCCCAUGUUCCUGCUGAUUGGCAGCCUGGCUCUUGCAGAUCUGCUGGCCGGUAUUGGGCUCAUCAUCAAUUUUGUGUUUGCCUACCUGCUUCAGUCAGAAGCCACCAAGCUGGUCACCAUCGGACUCAUCGUGGCCUCCUUCUCCGCCUCUGUGUGCAGCUUGCUGGCGAUCACGGUGGACCGUUAUCUCUCGCUGUAUUACGCGUUGACAUACCAUUCGGAGAGGACCGUCACUUUCACCUAUGUCAUGCUCACCAUGCUCUGGGGGACAUCUAUCUGCCUGGGGCUGCUGCCUGUCCUGGGCUGGAACUGCCUGCGAGAUGAAUCCACCUGCAGUGUGGUCAGACCUCUCACCAAGAACAACGCCGCCAUCCUUUCCAUCUCCUUCCUCUUCAUGUUCGCCUUGAUGCUUCAGCUCUACAUUCAGAUCUGUAAGAUCGUGAUGAGACACGCCCAUCAGAUAGCCUUACAGCACCACUUCCUGGCCACCUCGCACUAUGUGACCACCCGGAAAGGGGUCUCCACCCUGGCCAUCAUCCUGGGGACCUUUGCUGCUUGCUGGAUGCCUUUCACUCUCUACUCUUUGAUAGCAGAUUACACCUAUCCAUCCAUCUACACCUACGCCACUCUCCUGCCCGCCACCUACAAUUCCAUCAUCAACCCUGUCAUCUAUGCUUUCAGAAACCAAGAGAUCCAGAAGGCUCUCUGCCUCAUUUGCUGUGGCUGCAUCCCAUCCAGUCUGUCCCAGAGGGCACGGUCACCCAGUGAUGUGUAGCAGCCUCCACCUAAGAGGACAUUGGCUAGACAGACCGAGCACUUCCACUGCCCAGCCAGUGAUUGACACAGGCUUCUCAUAAACCCUUUGCUCUGGAUCCUUUCUCAAGACACAGGAGCACUUAGCACUGACAGGGCAAUGACAUCAUUUAGAUAAAGUUAAGUGAUUGAAGUGAAAAUGUUACCAGUGUUGUCUUUUAAAAAAAUAGUUGUUGACUUUGGUGUUCAACAUUAUUUC
Molecule: messenger RNA, 1336 nt
Organism: Dipodomys ordii (Ord's kangaroo rat)
Lineage: Eukaryota; Metazoa; Chordata; Mammalia; Rodentia; Heteromyidae
Gene: Gpr12
Product: G protein-coupled receptor 12
Exons: 2
Coding region: 101-1099 (332 amino acids)
Biological process (GO): G protein-coupled receptor signaling pathway
Cellular component (GO): membrane
Molecular function (GO): G protein-coupled receptor activity
Source: RefSeq, a predicted model, not a curated record